This is a messenger RNA of Amyelois transitella, 2350 nucleotides long. RefSeq names its product N6-adenosine-methyltransferase non-catalytic subunit (gene Mettl14). Lineage: Eukaryota; Metazoa; Arthropoda; Insecta; Lepidoptera; Pyralidae. Gene Ontology annotation, cellular component: nucleus; RNA N6-methyladenosine methyltransferase complex. The record is from RefSeq and is a predicted model, not a curated record. Gene Ontology annotation, molecular function: mRNA binding. Bases 573 to 1718 code for a protein of 381 amino acids. The transcript has 6 exons.
ACUUAUUUGCUGGGUGUCAUAAGAAUCUAAUUGGAUACUCGAACACAGCCACAUGUUUAAUUGUACUCAAGAAUAGACUGCCAUUGAGAGGAGGAGUAGACCGCAGAUCAAUUUGAGGAAGUAUGCCGUUGAAUACGGAGUAUGAGAUAUAACCUCAAAAGGCCUCGUUGGCCCAUUCUUACCUGGAAAUAAUACAAAAUGCAAGCUUCAGACGUGAAAAAUGAAAAGAAAAAAUGUAUAUUAUUUAGUCUGGUUUAAAAAAAGAACAAUGUAUAUAUAAUUACAGGCAUUUCACUUAAUUUUUCCUCGUCAAAGAUCGUCAAGAGGUCAUUUAUGAUUUUUCCAGGUUGGUUUGGUGUUUAUAUUUCCCAGGUUGGCCCAAUGUGUGUACGCGGCUUAAUCAUUCUUGAUGAUUUGAUUUCUAAACUAAACUGUCAAUGUCAAGCUAACUGUAUGUUUGAUAAAUAAAAAAAAACUAGACGCCAGUCAAGCCAAGGCCAAGUUAGUUUUAUUGUUUAGGACUUUCUGUGUAAUAAAAAGACUUCGACCAUUGACCAACAAGCGUCCGCAAAAUGAGUGAAAAAUUAAAAGAACUACGAGAGCGAUCACAAAAGCGAAAAAAGUUGUUAGCGCAAACGCUUGGUGUUUCUAGUGUGAGUGAAUUAAGACAUGCAUUAGGUGCUACAUUGGAUGUGCCUCCAAAGAAGGCUGCUACGGCUGAAACCGGUGGAGAGGGAAGCGAUAAAUUAGCUCCUAAAGAACAGCCUGAUGAGCUUGUCUAUACGGAUUCUUCUACAUUUUUGAAGGGCACCCAAUCAUCAAACCCACAUAAUGACUACUGUCAGCACUUCGUGGACACGGGUCAGCGGCCGCAAAACUUCAUCCGUGAUGUGGGUCUCGCGGAUCGCUUCGAGGAGUACCCCAAACUACGGGAGCUGAUCAAGUUGAAGGAUGAUCUGAUCGCACAGACUGCUACGCCACCCAUGUAUCUAAAGUGUGAUUUGAAGACAUUUGACCUGAAACAAAUGGGCAACAAGUUCGACGUGAUACUGGUGGAGCCGCCGCUGGGCGCGGGCUGGCGCUGGCCCGACGUGCAGGCGCUGGACCUGCAGCACAUCGCGCAAGCCAGGUCCUUCAUCUUCCUGUGGUGCGGCAGCUCCGAAGGUUUAGACAUGGGCCGAGAAUGCCUCAAAAAGUGGGGAUUCCGCCGAUGCGAAGACAUUUGUUGGAUAAAGACCAAUAUAAAAAACCCUGGACACUCGAAGAACUUGGAACACAAUGCUGUAUUCCAGCGAACAAAGGAACAUUGUCUCAUGGGAAUAAAAGGCACUGUGAGGAGAUCGGUGGAUGGGGAUUUCAUACAUGCAAAUGUGGAUAUAGAUCUAAUCAUAUCAGAGGAUCCCGAAUUCGGAAGCACUGAGAAGCCGAUUGAAAUAUUUCAUAUCAUGGAGCAUUUCUGUUUGGGACGAAGAAGAAUCCACCUGUUCGGUCGUGACUCGACUAUCAGACCGGGCUGGGUGACCAUAGGUCACGAGUUAACCAACUCCAACUUCAACGCUGAACUAUACGCUUCGUAUUUCACGGACGGGAGGGAAAGUACCGGUUGUACGGAACGAAUUGAGGCGUUACGGCCGAAAAGUCCGCCAAACACAAGCAAAGCCAGGCCGAGAGGCCGAGGCGGGUUCAGAGGAAGAGGCAGAGGCAGAGGCGCCAUUUAGAGGCGUGUUUUAGGUGAAGAGGUUAUAUAUGGAAUAGACAGAGGAUGCGCUACCGAAAUUUGCAAGCGCUUCAUGUCAUUUAUUUACUCUACCCCACCAGCCGGCUUCUAAAGGGGCAAAGUAGAUAACCGUACAAUUCUUAUUGGAAAACACUACAUCAAUUAAAUCGAAACUUUUAAUUUGAAAAAAAGGGAAGAUAAUGAAGGAAAAAUUAAAAAGAUUUAACGAGCCGUGCCCGGUUCUAACGGAGUCCCAUACAUUUAAUUGGCAAAGGUUAUAUUUGAGCAAAGUAAAAAAUAUCACGUAUAUUCUGUCUACAGCAGGCCCUGAGUAUUGAAGCCAACAAUUAAGAUGGGGUUCUGUGAAUUGACUUGUCAUUGUUGUUGCAAGGUUUAAACAAAAAUAUUUAAAUGUUAUCAUUUAUUCAACUCCCUUUUGUUCCACGAAAAAAUGUAUUAAAAGUAAAUUGGGAAGGCGAGAGAACAAAUUUUUUGCCGAAAAACAUUGGCGAAUUGACGAAUCCUCAUAAAAUAUCUUGACUUAUUGUAUUAGUAGAUGUAAGAAUUGAAAAUGUGUUCGUUUAUUUUCUGACAACUAUAUUACUUAUAAUGGAAACAUGUUUUUAUUCAAUA